AUGUCAAGCUUUAUACUCCCAGAGGCCAAUAUUUAACUAUAAGAAAAGAUGAAACUUGUCCUCUAACCAUUUGAUGCAGACAUAAUCAAAGUACUCGAGGAGGUAAGGCAAAUAAUGAGAACUCGACCAAAUGGGUGGAUUGCAAUGAUAUUAACUAAAGGUGUUGAGAAAACAAAUUCAGAUUUGUCUAACAGCUUGAACACCAUCAGUAUUAUUGCAGGUCUUCUCUUAACUGUUUCUUUUCCUUGCAUCAUUUCACCUCCAGACAAAAUUAUUGAGUUGGAUAAUGAAGAUUGGGUGAAACAAUGCUACUUCGCAGGCAUUCUUUCAUCUAUUAUCAGUUAUUUUCUGUGUAUAAUGCUGAAUACUAUCAUGGUAAUGAAUAUAUCUGUUGCAAGUAGAGACUCGGAUAUGAUUAGACUUUAUAUGCGGUUGCAUAGAAUUCCUUUGAUUGCCUAUAUCAUUUUCGGAUUGGGCUAUUUCUUUCUGGUACUAGCGUUAGGACUAUCAACCUACACUAUAUUUGGAUUGAAAUCUGCUAUUGCAUGGACAGUUUUGACGGGGGCAAUAGGAGGACUAGUUCCUUUUAUACUGAAUAAUGGGUGGGUAUUACAUAUAGCUCAUGUGAUAAAGUACUGGCAAAAGAAUAACCCUUAGGAUUUCCUAGCCAAAAUGGAAAUGAAAAUAAAUCAAAUCGAACGAGAAAGCUUAUUAUAGAUGAAGGAAUACUAGGAUUCUUUGUUAAAAUAUUAAGAUAGUCUGAAGAAAGAAAAUUGA
Messenger RNA from Stylonychia lemnae, 777 nucleotides. The record is from the annotation of a GenBank genome assembly. Lineage: Eukaryota; Ciliophora; Spirotrichea; Sporadotrichida; Oxytrichidae.